AUGGCCUCGAACGAAGCCGAUCCCCAUGGCGGCGUCCCCGCCGCUGCCGACCGUCCGGCUUUCAUCCCCCUCGAAGCCAAUCCCGAACUCAUGACCAGCCUCCUCCACAAGCUCGGCCUCUCGAAUACCCUUCAGGUCCACGACGUCUACUCCCUCACCGACCCAGAUAUGCUCGCCUUCAUCCCGCGCCCCGCCCUGGCUUUGCUGAUGGUCUUCCCCGUCUCCGCCGCCUAUGAAUCGGCUCGCCUAGCUGAGGACUCUCUCCUCGAAGACUACUCAGGCAAGGGCCCCCAAGAGCCAGUCCUCUGGUUCCGCCAGACGAUCCGCAACGCCUGCGGCCUGAUGGGCCUGCUCCACGCGGCCGUCAACGGGCCGGCCCGCCAGCUUGUGGAGGAGGGUUCGACCCUGGACAAGAUCAUCAAGGACGCGACGCCACUGGACCCUAUCGGGAGAGCUAAGUUGCUGGAGAUGAACGCUGAUUUGGCCAAUGCCCACAAGAGCGCCGCGACCCAGGGCGAUACCAUGGCACCGGCUGCUACGGACGAUGUCGAUUUGCACUAUGUCUGCUUCGUCAAGACGGAGGACGGGGGCUUGUGGGAGCUGGACGGAGGCAGGAAGGGGCCGCUCAAGAGGGGCCAGCUGGAAAAGGAUGAGGAUAUUCUCAGCCAAACGGCCUUGACGCUGGGUCCGCUCAAGUUCUUGGAGAGAGGAGGCGGUGACUUGAGGUUUAGCUGUGUGGCACUUGCCGGCAGCUUCGAUUAG
This is a messenger RNA of Sordaria macrospora k-hell, 762 nucleotides long. RefSeq lists its product as uncharacterized. The record is from RefSeq and is a predicted model, not a curated record. Gene Ontology annotation, molecular function: cysteine-type deubiquitinase activity. NCBI's taxonomy places the organism in Eukaryota, Fungi, Ascomycota, Sordariomycetes, Sordariales, Sordariaceae. Gene Ontology annotation, cellular component: cytoplasm. Gene Ontology annotation, biological process: ubiquitin-dependent protein catabolic process; protein deubiquitination.